This is a messenger RNA of Entrophospora candida, 1050 nucleotides long. NCBI's taxonomy places the organism in Eukaryota, Fungi, Glomeromycota, Glomeromycetes, Entrophosporales, Entrophosporaceae. The record is from the annotation of a GenBank genome assembly.
AUGGCAAAUUUACAUGAAAAAAUUAUAAAAGAUACAUCGUUAGAAGAUGAAGCUAUUCGAGAAACUAAUGAUGAUGCUGCGAUAAGCAAACUAUCCGCAGUAAAUGUAGGAUAUUUAAAUGAUAAGUUUGUUAAGUAUUUUGUAAGAAGAACAACCAGAAGACCGCCUAUUAUUAAUAGAGGAACGUAUGUUCGUAAUGUUGCAUUAGACACAUUGAUUAAGAAAUUUUUAGAAGGAUCAGGAGGAAAAAAAAAAGAUAAACAUGAUACGAAAAAACAAAUUGUCUCGCUUGGUGCAGGAUCUGAUACAAGAUAUUUUCAUUUCAAGAAAUCACAAAUUAGAUUUCACAAGUAUUUUGAGAUUGAUUAUCCACAAGUUAAUCUAAAGAAAAUUAUGUCAAUUCGUCGACAUGAAGAAUUAUUAGAAUUGCUUGGGAAUGAGAUAGAAAUAGGUAAAGGAGAAACAGAGAUUUAUGGAAUAGAUUAUUGUUUGUUAUCAGGAGAUUUGAGGAAUUUUGAAAGUGAUCUAAUACCGAUUAUGGAAUCUAAAGGGUUUGAUCGAAGUCUUCCUACAUUAUUCUUGUCCGAGUGUGUAAUGAUCUACAUGGAUCCUACCGAUUCUGAUAAACUAGUCGAAUGGAUCGGAAAGAAUAUGAGAUUGGCAAUAUUUAUUGUUUAUGAACAAAUAUUACCAGAUGACGCAUUUGGAUCAGUAAUGUUACAUAAUUUAAGGCUUCGAAAUAUAGAACUUCGGGGGAUUCAUGCAUAUCCCACAUUACAAAGUCAAAAAGACAGGUAUUUGUCUCGUGGAUGGAAUUAUGCAGAAGCUAUUGAUAUUAAUGAAAUUCAUGAUUAUCAUUUGGAUCCAAAUGAACUUUCAAGAAUUUCAAGAUUAGAGUUAAUGGACGAAUUUGAAGAAUGGAAAUUACUUGCUAAACAUUAUUGUAUUGCGUGGGCUUAUAAAGUAACAACAGAUGAUAAAUCACAUAAAUCAUUCUUUGAUAAUAUAAAAUUUGAUGAUUUUCAUAAAAAACCAAAUAAAGGUGUCUAA